This is a messenger RNA of Amaranthus tricolor (Joseph's coat), 2935 nucleotides long. RefSeq lists its product as uncharacterized. The record is from RefSeq and is a predicted model, not a curated record. Lineage: Eukaryota; Viridiplantae; Streptophyta; Magnoliopsida; Caryophyllales; Amaranthaceae. Bases 1014 to 1352 code for a protein of 112 amino acids. The transcript is spliced from 2 exons.
CCCCCCCUCUUGUUGCAUUCUUCUAUCUCUUGGUAUUUCUACAAUUGGUAUCAGAGUCUUGUUCCUCAUUUGAUUAGGAAACCUUGAGAGCAGUAUCCUGUUCCCAGAAAAGAUGUUGAAGAUGAAUGAACGUAUGGAAGAAGGGUACUCUACACAAAGGCCACCCAUGUUUGAUGAGAAAUUCUACACUUAUUAGAAGAAUAGGAUGGAAAUCUUCAUUAAGGCCGAGAAUUAUCAAGUUUGGAGAGUUAUUGAAAUUGGAGACUUUGAGGUGACAACCAUCAAAUCCCAUAAAGAAAUUAUUCGUAAACCUAUGACUGAAUACGAGAAAGAAGAUUUUCAGAAGAUGGAGAUGAACACUCUUGCCAUCAAAUUACUUCACUGAGGUCUUGGACCAAAUGAGCAUAAUCGUAUUAUGGGUUGCAAAACUACCAAGCAGAUUUAGGACCUACUGGAAGUUACCCAUGAAGGAAUAAGUGAAGUGAAACGCUCCAAGAUAGACUUAUUGAUGUCCAAAUAGGAAAGGUUUGUCAUAGAACCUAGGGAAAACAUCCAAGAGAUGUUCACCAGGUUCACUAAUAUCACAAACAAACUUGUCUCUCUUGGAAAGAUUAUUCCCGUUGAUGAACUGGUCUGGAAAAUCCUUAGGAGUCUUCCUCAAGAUGAACGCUGGAGAGCCAAAGUCACAUCCAUCCAGGAAUCUAAAGAUUUCACCAAAUUUAAUCUGGAAGAGGUGGUUGGUUCCCUUAUGACACACGAAUUGCAUUUGGGAACAACAGACAGUUCCCGAAACAAAGGCUUGGUUCUGGCAGCAAAUGAUCAUGAAGAGUCAGAAACUGAUGAAGAGGAAGCUGCUAUGUUGGUACGAAAAUUCAAGAAGUUCUUCAGGAACAGCAGAUACGCCAACCAAAGAAAUAAAAAAGAAAGAGGAACUGCUAACAUGAAGACAAAUUUCGAAUGCCACAAAUGUGGAAAUACCGAUCACUUCAUCAAGGAUUGCCCACAAUGGAAAAAUGAAAAGGGCAAGGGAAGCAGAAAGACAACCAAUGAAAGGAAACUUCAAAACAGACUUUCACAAAGCCAUGAUUGCAGAAUGGGGUGAUACCGAGAGCGAAGCUGAGAUAGUAGUCCCCGUAGAAGAAGAAACUGCAAAUCUGUGUCUCAUGGCCUCUCAUCACAGCAAGGUUGAAGCGUCUAAGGAAAAAGAGGUUCUAGUGAGGGGGAACAACUCAUGGUAUCUCGACAGUGGGUGUUCCAAACACAUGACAGGUGAUAAAUCAAGAUUUCUCUCACUGGAAACCUAUGAUGCAGGAACAGUGAUGAAACAGCCGAAAUCAGCGUUAACAAUAUAAUAAUAAUAUUGUCUACAAAGCACAGCGGAAGACUUAUAGAAGUCUGGGCUGAAUCCGACCUGUAGCUCGAUAGCCACAGCAACCAAUAUCAGAGUAUUUAAAAACUUUACAAAACUGUAAUACAAUCACUUACAACCCAGUUAUAAACGAAAUUAAUACAUUAUAAAAUAUCUAUUUUUUAUUUAAAAAGACAUGAUUUGUCAAAAUGUCAUUAUAAGUUAACCUUCCGAAAACGAUGUCCUCGCUAUCGCAACACAUGACACAUAAAUGGGCAGCACAUCCAUCUACACUAAAGAUGGCAACCUGAAAGUGGAUCUAUCCCCUGUAAGAGAUAGGCCCUAUAUAAAAAAAACUGUCAACAAUUGUAUUGUUGAGUAAUCCAACAAACUACUACAUUUGUAUACAAGUCAUUAAUAAACAUCUCCAAUCAAAUUCCUUGUUCACUUGGUAACCAUUUAUAAACAUUAGUUUAUCCUUCUCAAAACACUUUUAAAAGGCCGUUUGAUAUCGGCAUAAAUGCGGCUAUGAACCUUUAGUUCAUAACGAAUCAAAACACGGCUAUUACUUUACAAGUUAAUAGCGUAAAUCAAAACUCUUUUAAAAAGAUCGUUUGGUAUCGACAUAAAUACGGUUAUGAACCUUUAGUUCAUAACAAAUCAAAACACGACUAUAACUUUACAAGUUAAUAGCGUAAAUCAAAAUGUGGCUAUUACUUUACAAGUCAAUAGCGAAACAAUACGGCAAAUGACAAAUAUGAUAUCAUUUGCAAAACAAACAAAACUUUAUGUACCAAACGUAUUUAUUCAAAACUCAUAUUAAAUCAAUAAUUUAACAACACUUAAAACGUGGGAAUAUAUGGACCGUCAGGAAGUAGGCUUGAUCUAAAUCCUGAGAACACGGGUGAUCGUCAUCACUGAAAAUACGGUUCUUGCAAGAACGAAACGGGAUCGGGGGCUCGAGACCGAUCCGAAUAACCAUUACCUAUUAUCAAGCUAUAGGAUUUCACAAUAAUCCGGUUAUAAAUAUCCGUUGCCAAUUCCCAAAAAAGGACAUUUUUCAAUGUCGAACAUUGCAAUAUAAAACAAAACAAUAAUUCAAUUGAUUUUCUUUGAAAUCAACAAUUAUACCUCAUUUUCAUAAUACAAUAUUUCAAGACUCGUAUUUUAUAAGUUAGUAACAUACAAAAUAUGUUUUUGUAAUCUCUUUAAAUGAAUACAAUAUUUAAAAGCUCAUAUAUAAAAAUAUGUGCACAUUCAAAACAAUAAUUAAUAAGGACCAGGAGCAAGGUCAAACAAGGUCAAAAUCCACAGUUUCAAACACCAAACGAUUUUGCUCAAAUAUCAAUAGUAGUAAUACCACACCUUAUAAAACAUAACUUGAACUUUGAAAUACUUGAAUUAAAUUUAAAAGAUAGGAUAGUAAUUUGCUUGUAGAUUACCUUUCUACGCCAUGAAUAACAAUCAAUAAUUAAAAUACCAAUCAAUUCAUAUGUUCCCAAAUUUAUACUUGAACCAAACACUCAUAUUAUUCAAUUAAGAUCCAUAACCCAACAAUACCAAUCCAAAAAGGGAAAACAAUAAACC